AAGAAAUCGUAGGCGUUUCGCGCUUUGCGCCGAUUCUUUUUCCGUCAUCGCCUUUCUUUCCUUCCACGGUGAGCAGAGAAGCGGCGGAGCGUGGGAGAGAGCGGCGCCGCGCCACCAUUCUCGCGCGCGCUCCUCCCGUCACCACUACUUGUUCGCUUGUGUCCAUGGGCGUGGAAGACGCCGCGGGCGGCAAGAAUCUCGCGCUCGCCAGCAUCUGCUUCCCCGAAGUCCUCGCGGUGGGCGGCGGCGGCGGCGCGUUCCAGGGCGAUGGCCUGCUCGGGGUACGCCUCGCCAAGGACGACUACCUCUACGGGGAGACAGCCUUCGGUCUGCCGGACGUCGGCGCCGCAGUCAGGACUUUCCUAAGGCGUAGAGAAAUUGCAGAAUUUGUUAGCGGGGCAAUGGCUGGUGCUAUGACUAAAGCUGUUCUUGCUCCUCUAGAAACUAUCAGGACAAGAAUGAUUGUUGGGGUAGGGUCAAAACAGAUCUUUGGUAGUUUUGUGGAGAUCAUGGAGCACAAUGGCUGGCAAGGACUUUGGGCGGGUAACACGAUUAAUAUGAUCCACAUAAUUCCUACUCAAGCAAUCGAGCUUGGCACAUUCGAGUGUGUCAAACGGAGUAUGACAUCAGCACAGGAGAGAUGGAAAGAGGAUGGUUGCCCGAAGAUACAGCUCGGUGGUUUGAAAAUUGAGCUGCCUCUUCACUUACUAUCUCCAAUUGCCAUCGGCGGUGCAGCUGCUGGAAUAGUUAGCACUUUAGUGUGCCAUCCUCUUGAGGUUCUUAAGGAUCGUUUGACUAUUAACCGCGAGGCGUAUCCCAGUAUCGCCCUGGCCUUCAACAAGAUCUACCGAGCGAACGGCAUCGGCGGUCUCUAUGCCGGCCUCUGCCCAACACUAGUUGGCAUGCUCCCUUACAGCACAUGCUACUACUUCAUGUACGAGACGAUCAAGACUUCCUACUGCCGCACUCAUAAAAAGAAGUCUCUGAGCCGCCCUGAGCUGCUGGUCAUCGGAGCUCUUUCAGGUUUGACGGCAAGCACGAUCAGCUUCCCUCUGGAGGUGGCGAGGAAGCGGCUGAUGGUGGGAGCCCUGCAAGGGAAAUGCCCACCCAACAUGAUCGCGGCCUUAGCCGAGGUGAUGAAGGAGGAGGGACUCAAGGGGCUGUAUUGCGGGUGGGCGGCGAGCUCCCUGAAGGUCAUGCCCACGUCCGGCGUCACUUGGGUGUUCUACGAGGCCUGGAAGGACAUCCUUCUGUCUCCACAGCUCAUUACCUAGCUUGGUUUGUAUUGUCUGAGUCUGAGAUUGUUCAGCAGUCACUGCAACGAAUAAACUCAUUGUGCUGUGCGUGGAUUAGUUGCCGAUCUUUGGAACCACACACCUGCCAAUCAUCUUAGAUAAAGAGGGGCGAUCUCACUAACCUAGACUGUCUAAUUACCUGCUACUGUUUCAACAUAGUUUCUUGUGAAAUUCCCUCAGUAAUGGAAAAGCAAAAUAUCAUUCCCAGAAAUGUGGAUUGUGUCAA
This is a messenger RNA of Lolium perenne, 1521 nucleotides long. Its product is annotated as probable mitochondrial adenine nucleotide transporter BTL1. The record is from RefSeq and is a predicted model, not a curated record. Gene Ontology annotation, biological process: transmembrane transport. Lineage: Eukaryota; Viridiplantae; Streptophyta; Magnoliopsida; Poales; Poaceae.